Molecule: messenger RNA, 801 nt
Organism: Strongylus vulgaris
Lineage: Eukaryota; Metazoa; Nematoda; Chromadorea; Rhabditida; Strongylidae
Source: the annotation of a GenBank genome assembly
CAUCCUCUUCAAGUGCCCCGUAUUGUUGAGAAUUGUACGCAGUAUCUCAUGGCAUAUGGUCUCAAGACGGUGGGACUUUUUCGGGUAGCUGGAAACGCAAAACGAUGCCGUCAACUGAGAAGCACCUUAGAAAAAGUAGGAGGUGGCACGGCCAUUAGUGAUGAUUUAGUCGAAAAUACCACAGCACACGAUGUGGCAACACUUCUGAAGGAGUACUUUCGAGACUUGCCGCAGUCGCUGCUGCCUAGAGAGCACUACCAAGCCUACAUAACCGCUGCUCGAUACUCCUUUGAAGAACGAAUUGAGGUGCUUCGACUUCUGAUUUCAUUGCUUGGACCACCAAACAUUGAUACGCUGUAUGUAUUGUUGAAAUUCCUUCAUGAAGUGUCGCUACAUUGUCAUGACCAAAUCGGCGCAGGUGAAGUAGAUGAGAUCGUGCAAGGCAAUCGAAUGGACGCUCGCAAUUUAGCAACAAUAUUUGCUCCAUCCAUACUUCGACCCGAUCACGGGAAAUUGCACGCGACUCUUGCUGAAAAUGAACAGCAGAUUGCUAUUGUGGAAACUAUGAUCACACAUGUGGAGGAAGUAUUUCGGAUCCCCAAAGAGCUACAAUGCAAGAUGUACAACAAGCUGCGCGACACGGAUCCUGACCGUCUUGAUCGUUUCCUAAAUCACAUGUCGAGGGCAGAUGGCAAUGAACAUCAAUUGACAUCACCUUUCCCAGCUACAGCUGAAGAAGUUCAGCGACCAGAAUGUCUUCUGUCUCCAAAGGGGCACACGACUGAUAAAGGUCAGCUGUAA